Molecule: messenger RNA, 2019 nt
Organism: Gymnodraco acuticeps
Lineage: Eukaryota; Metazoa; Chordata; Actinopteri; Perciformes; Bathydraconidae
Exons: 2
Coding region: 790-1416 (208 amino acids)
Molecular function (GO): methyltransferase activity; 2-oxoglutarate-dependent dioxygenase activity
Source: RefSeq, a predicted model, not a curated record
CUGCAUAAAAAAUAAAAGUAAAUUGGGAUUUUAUUGAUGAUUUUUUUCAUGUUUCCCCCUCCACCCUGAAGCUCUGUGCUGAUCAGCUGUCACCAGUGUUUACAGACAUCUUCAACACCUCGCUGGAGACAUGCCACAUUCCAGCAUGCUUCAAAACCUCCACCAUCAUCCCGGUUCCCAAGAAAACAAGGAUCACAGGAUUAAAUGACUACAGACGCCCUGACCUCUGUGGUUAUGAAGUCCUUUGAGCGCCUUGUCCUGUCCCACAUAAAAUCCAUCACAGACCCCCUCCUGGACCCCCUGCAGUUCGCCUACAGAGCCAACAGGUCUGUGGACAACGCUGUCAACAUGGCCCUUCACUUUCUCCUCCAGCACCUGGACACAGCAGGAACCUAUGUAGAUUGUGAACAUGUCGCUCCAUUCAGGAUCCUGUUUGUGGACUUCAGCUCUGCCUUCAAUACCAUCAUCCCGGCUCUGCUGCAGGACAAACUCUCCCAUGCAGCUGCACGUGCCCGACUCCACCUGCAGGUGGAUCACAGACUUCCUGUCUGACAGGAAGCAGCACGUGAGGCUGGGGAAACACGUCUCUGACCCCCGGACCAUCAGCACCGGUUCCCCUCAAGGCUGCGUUCUUUCCCCUCUGCUCUUCUCCCCUCUGCUCUUCUCCCUGUACAGUACACCAACAGCUGCACCUCCAGUCACCAGUCUGUCAAGCUCCUGAAGUUCGCAGAGGACACCACCCUCAUCGGACUCAUCUCUGGUGGGGACGAGUCUGCCUACAGGUGGGAGAUGGACCAUCUGGUGACCUGGUGUAGGGACAACCACCUGGAUCUCAACGCUCUCAAGACAGUGGAGAUGGUUGUGGACUUCAGGAAGAACGCAGCCCCACCCGCCCCCAUCACUCUGUGUGACUCCCCAGUAACUGCUGUGAAGUCUUUCCGCUUCCUGGGCACCAUCAUCGCCCAGGACCUCAAAUGGGAGCAGAACAUCUGCUCCCUCAUCAAAAAAGCACAGCAGAGGAUGUUCUUCCUGAGGCAGCUGAAGAAAUUCAACCUGCCAAAUACGACGAUGGUGAACUUCUACACCUCCAUCAUGGAGUCCAUCCUCACCUCCUCCAUCACCAUCUGGUACACUGCAACCACAGCCAAGGAAAAGGGCAGGCUGCAGCGUGUCAUCCGCUCUGCAGAGAAGGUGAUCGGCUGUAAUCUGCCAUCCCUCCACGACCUGCACGCCUCCAGAACCCUGAGGCGGGCAGGGAAGAUAGUGGCCGACCCCUCCCACCCUGGACACAAACUGUUCAGCCCCCUCCCCUCUGGCAGGAGGCUGCGCUCCUUCAGGACCAAAACCUCUCGCCACCAGAACAGUUUCUUCCCCUCCGCUACCGGCCUCUUAAACAAGGCCCGGACCCCCCACUGACGCUUUAUCUCAGCCACAACGUAGACUCUAUAUGCAUUACAUUAAUGCACACAAUGUUCAAAUACUGCUUACUGCACAUAUUUCUUAUUUCAUAUGUUAUAAUUCACUGCAUUCUAUUUAGCUGUAAAUUACUGCUUUAUUUUAUUGCUAUCUAACUAUAUUUGAUUACAGUGUCCUUACAGAUUUUUUGUUUUAUAUUAGAUUUUUUGUUUUGUAUUUUAUGUAUGCACCAUGACAUCGAGUCAAAUUCCUCGUAUAUGUGAACCUACAGUACCUGGCAAUAAACCCGUUUCUGAUUGUGAUGUAGGAUAGGCAAUUGACAAACAGUCGUUGGUUUGCUAACUUAUUUUGUAUAUUUUAUUGUGGAUUCUUUAGAUACUAAAGUGGACCUCUAUUGAGAGAAAAGUACUAUACAAAUAAAAGGUAUUGUUAUUAUCAUUAUUAUUAUUAUAAUUAGUUUAAUUAUAGUAUUUGGACUCCUAUGUUAGUGUCCCAGACUUGCUUUUUUUAAACUUCAAUGCUUUUGUUUGCUUGUAUAGCCUAUUAUAUAUAUUGCAUUUGUAUUAAGUAUAAAGUGAAAAGGUUUUUUUGGAGGCUCCUGCA